Messenger RNA from Arthroderma uncinatum, 831 nucleotides. RefSeq lists its product as uncharacterized. NCBI's taxonomy places the organism in Eukaryota, Fungi, Ascomycota, Eurotiomycetes, Onygenales, Arthrodermataceae. Gene Ontology annotation, cellular component: NuA4 histone acetyltransferase complex. The transcript is spliced from 4 exons. The record is from RefSeq and is a predicted model, not a curated record. The coding region runs from base 1 to 831 and encodes 276 amino acids.
AUGGAGAAAGCUUAUCUCCCCUGCGAACUUUCUCUUAUCAGCGCAAUACUUCUCAUCCUCAAACCUGCUGCAUACAAACAAGCAACAAGCAACACACCAACUCCUUCGUCCUUCACAGCCACAGCCACAGUUGCAGCGAUGGCCUCGACGACGGCGGACAAUAUACCCGCAACCACCGCCGCCGCCUCGAAUGACACAGCUCCCGCGACUGCUGGCGCCUCUGGUGCUCCUGCAGCUCCCGCCGGCGCAGACCAGCAGCCUCCCGCACGCGGAAUACCCUACUACGAGAAGCUAAGGCGGGAGCUACGAGAUACCCUGCAGAAGAAGCGGCUGAUGGAUAAAAAUAUGGCUGCUCUGGAGGAAUCGAUCUACCGCUUUGAACAAUCCUACCUCGAAGAAACGGGCGCGGGAAAUAUAAUUAAAGGGUUCGACAACUACAUCAAGGGUGCGUCUAGCUUGUCUACCAUGGGAGGCGGUAGUGGGAUGGGCUCGUCGUUUGGUGGCUCUGGAAACGGGCCAACGACGAGGCGGAAGGGCCAGGUGGCGGAUACAGACAGGGUGUUUUCUCGGAGCUCUGCUAGUUUUAUGAGAGACUCUCCCGCUCCAUCGAGUGCUCAUACCACACCCUCACAUGCACAAACGCCUACAUCAACCGGACCAGGCUUCAAGGGCGCGGAAGGCAAGGAGUCUACCGCUGCUGGAGCUGGGAACAAGGCUGCUGUAAACAAAAAGAACAACAGAAAGUCUGUUGGGGAUGCCUCGGCCGCCCGGAGAGAUCGAGAAGCGGGUGAUGAAGAUAAUGGGCUGUGGGUCAUCAUUAAGGGUGCGUAA